Hyaena hyaena (striped hyena) is the source of this 2376-nucleotide messenger RNA. It is a transcript of the gene SLC26A9, whose product is annotated as solute carrier family 26 member 9. Gene Ontology annotation, biological process: transmembrane transport. Gene Ontology annotation, molecular function: bicarbonate transmembrane transporter activity; oxalate transmembrane transporter activity; chloride transmembrane transporter activity. NCBI's taxonomy places the organism in Eukaryota, Metazoa, Chordata, Mammalia, Carnivora, Hyaenidae. Gene Ontology annotation, cellular component: membrane. The record is from RefSeq and is a predicted model, not a curated record. The coding region runs from base 1 to 2376 and encodes 791 amino acids. The transcript is spliced from 20 exons.
AUGAGCCAGCCCAGGCCCCGCUACGUGGUAGACAGAGCCGCGUACUCUCUCACCCUCUUUGAUGAUGAGUUUGAGAAGAAGGACCGGACAUACCCACUGGGAGAGAAACUUCGCAAUGCCUUCAGGUGUUCCUCAGCCAAGAUCAAAGCCGUGGUGUUUGGGCUGCUCCCCGUGCUCUCCUGGCUCCCCAAGUACAAGAUCAAAGACUACUUCAUCCCCGACCUGCUGGGUGGACUCAGCGGUGGAUGCAUCCAGGUCCCACAAGGCAUGGCAUUUGCUCUGCUGGCCAACCUUCCUGCAGUCAACGGCCUCUACUCCUCCUUCUUCCCCCUCCUCACCUACUUCUUCCUGGGGGGCAUACACCAGAUGGUGCCAGGUACCUUUGCCGUUAUCAGCAUCCUGGUGGGUAACAUCUGUCUGCAGCUGGCCCCAGAGUCGAAAUUCUGGGUCUACAACAAUGUCACCAACAAGACCUACGUGGACACGGCAGCCAUGGAGGCUGAGAGGCUGCACGUGUCAGCAACACUGGCCUGCUUGACUGCCAUCAUCCAGAUGGGCCUGGGCUUCGUGCAGUUCGGCUUUGUGGCCAUCUACCUCUCCGAGUCCUUCAUCCGGGGCUUCAUGACGGCAGCCGGCCUGCAGAUACUGAUCUCGGUGCUCAAGUACAUCUUUGGACUGACCAUCCCUUCCUACGCGGGCCCAGGGUCCAUCGUCUUUACCUUCAUUGACAUUUGCAAAAACCUCCCCCACACCAACAUCGCCUCGCUCAUCUUCGCCCUCAUCAGUGGCAUCUUCCUGGUGCUGGUGAAGGAGCUCAAUGCCCGCUACAUGCACAAGAUCCGCUUCCCCAUCCCUACAGAGAUGAUUGUGGUGGUGGUGGCAACAGCUAUCUCUGGGGGCUGUAAGAUGCCCAGAAAGUAUCACAUGCAGAUCGUUGGAGAGAUCCAACAAGGGUUCCCCACUCCUGUGUCACCUGUGGUUUCGCAGUGGAAGGACAUGAUAGGCACGGCCUUCUCGCUGGCCAUCGUGGGCUAUGUCAUCAACCUGGCUAUGGGCCGGACCCUGGCCACCAAGCACGGCUAUGACGUGGAUUCUAACCAGGAGAUGAUCGCCCUGGGCUGCAGCAACUUCUUUGGCUCCUUCUUUAAAAUCCAUGUCAUUUGCUGUGCUCUCUCUGUCACUCUGGCUGUGGAUGGAGCUGGAGGAAAAUCCCAGGUGGCAAGCCUGUGUGUUUCCCUAGUAGUGAUGAUCACCAUGCUGGCCCUGGGGUCCUAUCUAUACCCUCUCCCCAAGUCUGUGCUAGGAGCCCUGAUCGCUGUCAACCUCAAGAACUCCCUCAAGCAACUCGCUGACCCCUAUUACCUGUGGAAGAAGAGCAGGCUGGACUGUUGUGUCUGGAUGGUGAGCUUCCUCUCCUCGUUCUUUCUGAGCCUGCCCUACGGUGUGGCCGUGGGCGUCGCCUUCUCCGCCCUGGUUGUGGUCUUCCAGACUCAGUUUCGAAAUGGCUAUGCUUUGGCCCAGGUCAUGGACACUGACAUUUAUGUGAAUCCUAAGGCCUAUAAUCGGGUCCAGGAAAUCGAAGGGGUUAAGAUUGUCACUUACUGCUCCCCUCUCUACUUUGCCAAUUCAGAGAUCUUCAGGCAAAAGGUCAUUGCCAAGACAGGUGUGGACCCCCAGAAAGUACUGCUGGCCAAGCAAAAAUACCUCAGGAAGCAGGAGAAGGGGAGACUGAUGCCCACACAGCAGAGGAAGUCUCUGUUUAUGAAAACCAAGACUGUCUCCCUGCAGGAGCUCCAGCAAGACUUUGAGAACGCCACCCCAACGGACCCCAACAACAACCAGACUUCUGCUAAUGGCGCCAGCGUGUCCUACAUCACCUUCAGCCCUGACAGCUCCCCAGCUGCCCCUUGUGCGCCGCCAGCCUCCGCCGAGACCCCCAGUGAGCCCAGGGACAUGCUGGCCAGCGUCCCACCCUUUGUCACCUUCCACACCAUCAUCCUCGAUAUGAGUGGGGUCAGCUUUGUGGACCUGAUGGGCAUCAAAGCCCUGGGCAAGCUGAGCUCCACCUACGGGAAGAUCGGGGUGAAGGUCUUCCUGGUGAACAUCCACGCCCAGGUGUACAACGACAUCAGCCACGGAGGUGUCUUUGAAGAUGGAUGUCUAGAGCGCAAUCACGUCUUUCCCAGCAUACACGACGCGGUCCUCUUUGCCCAGGCAAAUGCCAGAGAAGCGGCCCCAGGACGUGACUUCCCAGUGGCUUCCGUGGACCCUGAAAUGUCUCUAUAUGAUUCGGAAGAGGACAGCCCCAGCUACUGGGACUUAGAGCAGGAAAUGUUCGGGAGUAUGUUUCAUGCAGAGACCCUGACUGCCCUGUGA